CCUCUUGCAGGCCUUCAAAAGAGAAUGACUUGGCCGAUGCGCAAAGCCAAAACGAUGACAUGCCUGCUCACCCAAUUACUGGUCGCUUCUAGUACUGCCACUUCCUUUCUCAUUGCCACGCCAAACGGUCUCUCCAAACCUUCUUGCUCUCUGCCAAAUUCAUCUCCGGCUUUUCUGGGGCGAAAUUGGGGGUCUGCAUUUCGUGGGUUGUGUUCGAGCUCCGGCGAAGCGAGAGCCAUGGCCAACAGACCCGUUUCUACAUUGCAGAGCUUGCAAAAUCAGGACUCCAUAUCGUACCUGUCGCAGCGUGAAGCGGCGGAGAUCGACGAGAUUCUCAUGGGUCCUCUUGGGUUCAGCGUCGACCAAUUGAUGGAAUUGGCUGGUCUCAGUGUAGCUACGGCUAUUGCGGAGGUCUACAGAUCAAGUGAUUUUAAGCGUGUUCUUGCUAUUUGUGGUCCUGGGAACAACGGCGGAGAUGGUCUUGUAGCUGCUCGUCAUCUACAUCACUUUGGAUAUAAACCAUUUAUUUGUUAUCCAAAACGUACUAGUAAGCCUCUUUAUGAUGGUCUGGUUACUCAGCUGGAAUCACUCUCAGUUCCUUUCCUGUCAGUGGAAGAUCUGCCUACAGACUUAUCAAAUGACUUUGAUAUUCUAGUGGAUGCAAUGUUUGGAUUCUCAUUUCACGGUACCCCAAGGCCUCCUUUUGAUGAUUUGAUCCAGAGGCUGAUACGUAUUCAAAAUAAAGAUCAAAUUCAUCAGGAAUCACCUCCUGUUGUCUCCAUAGAUAUUCCAUCUGGGUGGCAUGUUGAAGAAGGUGAUAUCAGUGGAGAAGGCAUUAAACCUGACAUGCUGGUUUCUUUGACAGCUCCAAAGUUGUGUGCCAAGAAAUUUCAUGGUCCACAUCACUUUCUAGGUGGAAGGUUUGUUCCACCAUCCAUUCUAGAUAAAUACAAACUUCAACUCCCACCAUAUCCUGGCACUUCAAUGAGUGUCCGAAUCGGAAAGCCUCCACAAACUGACAUAUCAUCUCUGAGAGAGAACUAUAUUUCUCCCGAGUUUCUUGAGGACCAGGUAGAGGCAGACCCCUUUAUUCAGUUCCAGAAAUGGUUUGAUGAUGCCCUGGCUGCAGGCUUAAGGGAACCAAAUGCUAUGGCCUUGUCAACAGCUGGCAAAGAUGGGAAACCUUCAUCACGAAUUGUAUUACUAAAAGGAAUUGAUCAAGGUGGUUUUGUCUGGUAUACCAACUAUGAAAGCCAAAAGGCUCGUGAAAUAUUUGAAAAUCCUCAUGCAUCACUUCUAUUUUACUGGAAUGAGCUAAACCGCCAGGUAAGAGUGGAAGGAUUUGUGGAGAAAGUCUCUGAAGAAGAAUCUGAUCAGUACUUCCACAGUCGUCCUCGAGGAAGUCAACUUGGAGCAAUAGUUAGCAAGCAGAGCACAGUAAUUGCUGGACGGCAUAUUCUCGACCAAGAUUAUAAAGAAUUAGAAGCAAAAUUCUCUAAUGGAAGUUUGAUCCCCAAGCCCAAACACUGGGGAGGAUACAGGCUUAAACCAGAGGUUUUCGAGUUUUGGCAAGGACAGCAGUCCCGCCUGCAUGAUAGGAUUCGAUAUUCUUCUGAAGUAAUUGAUGCAAAAAGCCUAUGGAAAAUUGAGCGACUGGCCCCCUGACUAGUUGUAGCAACAUCUUCACUGUGAAGCUCAGUGGUGGAUAUGUUUUUAUGUUUAUUUCUUUCUAUGCAAGUAGCAAGACUCAUGCAGUUGCAUAUGUACUCUGUAUGAGUAGAUAUAGCAAUUUAAUGAGGAUAUUUUACAUGUAAUAAAAGAAUAUAUCCUAUGAUUUUUUUAUCUGCUAGGACUGCAUUGUUUUUGAGCUGAGUAUCACUGGUACAAUUGUAUUUUACAAUCGCAUUCUGUACGGUAAUCAACAACGUAUGCAAUUUAAAACUUAUUAUAUAAUUCACGCAGUUAGAACAGGUU
Molecule: messenger RNA, 1974 nt
Organism: Diospyros lotus (date-plum)
Lineage: Eukaryota; Viridiplantae; Streptophyta; Magnoliopsida; Ericales; Ebenaceae
Product: pyridoxine/pyridoxamine 5'-phosphate oxidase 1, chloroplastic
Exons: 14
Coding region: 25-1665 (546 amino acids)
Biological process (GO): pyridoxine biosynthetic process
Molecular function (GO): FMN binding; pyridoxamine phosphate oxidase activity
Source: RefSeq, a predicted model, not a curated record